AUGCCUGCGAAGAUGAAAGGUUCUCCCAAGAAAGGCUCGCCGAAGAAAGGCUCUCCGAGAAAGAGCCCCACGAAGAAGGGGUCGCCGGUGAAGAAAGCAAGGAAAGUCAUUCGGAAGAUGGCUAAGAAGGGCGGGAAGGUGCGCAGGAGGCACAGGAAGGAGAGCUACGCCAUCUACGUGUACAAGGUGCUGAAGCAGGUGCAUCCGGACACCGGUAUCUCCGCGAAGGCCAUGAAAGUUAUGAACUCCUUCGUCAACGACAUCUUCGAGCGCAUCGCUGGGGAGGCGUCACGCUUGACUCAUUACAACAAGCACCACACCAUCACUUCGAGGGAGAUUCAGACCGCUGUGCGCCUCCUGCUGCCCGGAGAGCUGGCCAAACACGCCGUGUCUGAGGGCACCAAGGCCGUCACCAAGUACACCACUUCUAGAUGA
Megalops cyprinoides (Indo-Pacific tarpon) is the source of this 435-nucleotide messenger RNA. Its product is annotated as late histone H2B.L4-like. The transcript has a single exon. Gene Ontology annotation, cellular component: nucleosome. Bases 1 to 435 code for a protein of 144 amino acids. Lineage: Eukaryota; Metazoa; Chordata; Actinopteri; Elopiformes; Megalopidae. Gene Ontology annotation, molecular function: DNA binding; protein heterodimerization activity; structural constituent of chromatin. The record is from RefSeq and is a predicted model, not a curated record.